GUUCAGAAGAAAUUUCGCUUAUUUCUAAAACUUUUUAUUAUUAUAAUUCGUGAUUUUCUUGUUAUACGUAAUCUUUACUUAAUCAGUAUGAAAGCAUUUUACGACACAAAACAAUGACUAUGCAGGAAACGAUGUCUGAUCAAGAUCCUACUAAUUUGGAUCUAUCAAAGGUAGCAGCCUUACAGCAGAAGCGCACUUUAGCAUUUGUAAACCACUUUGUUUUAUCUACGAUUCAAUUUCUAAAUAACUUCAUGAAACAAUGUGAGCAACAACUCAUGCAGUUUGAAAGGAAGUUGGAGAAAGCCGAAGCGGCUUUGGUUAUAUUAGAGACGAGGCUAGCAUCAAUACCAGAAGUUGCAAAUACACAAACACCUAAAACAGAAGAUAACUCUGAAAAAGAUUCAUCAAAACCUCAUGAUAGUGAGCACCCGGAACCUCCACAAGCCAGCACCCCGAUGGAGGAACCCCCAGCAGAAGCUGAGACCCCAGCUCCAGCUCCAAGUCACCCUGAAUAUGACAGAUUUGUGAAGAUGGUGCAAGUAGGAGUGCCUCUGGAAGCUGUUAAGUUGAAAGUAUCUCUUGAGGGACUAGAUCCAAGCGUGUUUGAGAAAAUAGUCAAGAAAUGAGUUGUGUCUGUUGAAUGAAAUGUAUAUGAUCCUAAUACAGAUACUGUAUAUUUUUCUGU
Messenger RNA from Plutella xylostella (diamondback moth), 685 nucleotides. RefSeq names its product Coiled-coil domain containing 53 (gene CCDC53). The record is from RefSeq and is a predicted model, not a curated record. Gene Ontology annotation, cellular component: WASH complex. NCBI's taxonomy places the organism in Eukaryota, Metazoa, Arthropoda, Insecta, Lepidoptera, Plutellidae. Gene Ontology annotation, biological process: exocytosis; actin filament polymerization.